This is a messenger RNA of Arabidopsis lyrata subsp. lyrata, 1172 nucleotides long. RefSeq names its product wound-induced protein 1. The record is from RefSeq and is a predicted model, not a curated record. Lineage: Eukaryota; Viridiplantae; Streptophyta; Magnoliopsida; Brassicales; Brassicaceae. Bases 513 to 842 code for a protein of 109 amino acids. The transcript has a single exon.
CAAGAAGUAUUUUACUUACCAUAAACAAAUUCCAUAAACCUAUUAAAUAUUCACCUAAUACAAACGACGGUGGGUCAACAAUUAGCUGGCUCAACUUUCAAACACCUUUAUCUUCGGGUCCCACAAUCCAGUUUAACCCACUACCAUAACGCCACGUGCCAAUCUUAAGCUAAAAAUAUAAAAACCAUAAAAAUAGGAUGGGUUACAGAGAAUCAAAACCCAACCCAUAGCCUCCGCUAUAUAAAUCCCAGAAUUAUCAUUACCAUUUUCAAAAUCCCUUAAGAAUCGUUUAAUCUUCUUCAUCAUCCACCAUUUUCUUCUUCUGAUAAUUCACUUCGAUUCCAGAAAUUCGCCAAGAACUGGAUACUCUGGCGGAAUCAGAGAUCAAGAACCGAGACGUGGUUCUGAAACUGUAUGAAGCCUUGAGAUCUCGCGACGUUAAAUCUGUGCACCAGAUCUUAACCCCAGAUCUGGAGUAUUGGUUCCACGGCCCUCCGCCGCACCAGUUUUUGAUGCGCGUACUCACCGGAGGAGUCUCUCCGUCUUCUUCCUCGUUCGAAUUCGUACCUCUCUCCGUCGUUUCGUUCGGAUCUACCGUAAUCGCAGAAGGCUGCGACGCCGCGACCUCGAUUUCUUGGAUCCACGCUUGGACCGUAGCGAAUGGGAUAAUCACACAGGUGAGGGAGUACUCUAACACUUCUCUCACCGUCACGCGGAUCGGUAACGUUGUUGCUGGACGACGCUCCGCUGAGAUUGCGCCGUCGCAUUGCCCCUCCGUGUGGGAAAGCCAAUUCUCGGGUCGGGCAGGUAAAUCCGUACCCGGUUUGGUUCUGGCGAUUUGAAAGAAUUUGGUAAAGUAAGUAACAGCCACGUCAAGGGAAUAACUAAAUAAAGGCUGUUUACGUGUCGGUGUGUGGUUGGUUUGUUUGUUUUAUGGGUUAAAAGGAUUUGGUUGCUGUUUUAAACGCGGAGUGGGCUUCAGGCUAAGGCCGCGUUUGGCUGUUGCUAGUUCUUUUUUUUUUUUUAAUCGCUUUAAAAUAAUCGUGUGGUUUUGUGUUUUUUAGUGGGAGCAAGAAUGGGGAAACCCAAAUUGACUUGUUGUCCCGUUGUGUUUGAUGUAACGUUUGGUUAUGUUAUAAUUGAAAUAAAAAAGUGCUUUUGUGAUCUUUUGA